Molecule: messenger RNA, 519 nt
Organism: Eptesicus fuscus (big brown bat)
Lineage: Eukaryota; Metazoa; Chordata; Mammalia; Chiroptera; Vespertilionidae
Product: eukaryotic translation elongation factor 1 epsilon-1-like
Exons: 1
Coding region: 1-519 (172 amino acids)
Biological process (GO): positive regulation of DNA damage response, signal transduction by p53 class mediator
Cellular component (GO): nucleus; aminoacyl-tRNA synthetase multienzyme complex; cytoplasm
Source: RefSeq, a predicted model, not a curated record
AUGGCGGGGGCUGUGGAGUUGAUGCUGCUGAAGUCCCUGGGGCUGAGUAAAGGGAACAAGUGCAGCGCUCAGGGCGAGCGCCAGAUUCCAGUUCUUCAAACAAACAGCGGUCCAUGUCUAACAGGAUUGGCUACUAUAGCAGCUCAUCUAGUCAAAGAAGCCAACAAAGAAUAUUUGCUUGGGAGCACUGCAGAAGAAAAAGCAAUGGUUCAACAAUGGUUAGAAUACAGAGUAACUCGAGUAGAUGGAAACUCCAAAAAAGAUGAUAUCCGCAUUCUGUUGAAGGAUCUUAAUUCAUGUCUUGAAGUUAAAGUCUAUCUUAGAGGAUAUAACUUUACCUUAGCAGAUAUUGUUUUAUACUCUGGACUCCAUUGCUUCAUAGUUGACCUGACAGUUCAAGAAAAGAAACAUCUAAAUGUGUCUCGCUGGUUUUGUCACAUUCAGCAUUAUCCAGGCAUCAGGCAACAUCUGUCUAGUGUUGUCUUCAUCAAGAACAGACUGUAUACAAAUUCCCACUAG